AAUGGAGCUCAUGGGUAAAACUGUUUUAGUCAUUUUCGGACUCUUUUCUGGUACAACCCUCGUGUACAUCGUGGCCGGCCUUGAGUGCGGUGUUCUCGUCAUCACCAUCAUUGUCCUCCUCCUGUACCUCAGAGGGAAACGACGACAUCGCAAUGCAGAUAUGUCACUAUUGGCUACUGGAGCGUCUCUCCGCAACCCUGAAUCCUCCUCAGGGAAUAUGUACACCGAGAUCGGACCUUCUAAACCACCCCUCCAACAGACUGACAGUAACUCGUCGCACCUCUACAGUACAAUAGCACCAGGUGCCACGGGGACAAACGAUGACACCCAGACGAAUGCAAACAGAGAGUCCUCUCUGCCCACCAACGCCACUGGGUACAUCGACAUGACGUCAAACAACGUCACCACGUCAGUUGACGCCAUCACUCAGCACCUCUAUUCAGACGUCCCUCGAGAGACACCGGCGGUUACAAACAGCCGUUUACAAAACCCUGUGUAUGAGAACGUAGCGGAGGAUUACAUCAACGAGGCUUUUGAAGAUGAGGACUAGGCAGCAGUGGGCGGCACUGUACCAACGUAUUUUAAGUACCAUCACAACUGUGUUCAUAAGACUCUGAUUAAUCAUGUCAUGACUCUGAUAAUAAGGGAACAGAACUAUCACAAACCAAUGGGUUUUCUUCGUCACACUGUUUUAUAGUACUCACCACAAGCGACGUCAUACACGUGACACACACGACGUAAUCCACACGUGUAUGAUGUUAAUGUAAAACAUCAACGCUAGAGAUUGACCAGUCUCGAUUACCCACGGAAAGAGAUUCCAUUGGGUUGGUUGGUUGGUUUGUUGUUUAACGCCGCUCUCAGCAAUAUUUCAGCUAUAUG
Messenger RNA from Haliotis rufescens (red abalone), 879 nucleotides. RefSeq lists its product as uncharacterized. The coding region runs from base 2 to 550 and encodes 182 amino acids. The transcript is spliced from 3 exons. The record is from RefSeq and is a predicted model, not a curated record. Lineage: Eukaryota; Metazoa; Mollusca; Gastropoda; Lepetellida; Haliotidae.